Fundulus heteroclitus (mummichog) is the source of this 1774-nucleotide messenger RNA. Its product is annotated as plancitoxin-1. Gene Ontology annotation, molecular function: deoxyribonuclease II activity. The transcript has 7 exons. Lineage: Eukaryota; Metazoa; Chordata; Actinopteri; Cyprinodontiformes; Fundulidae. Bases 192 to 1268 code for a protein of 358 amino acids. Gene Ontology annotation, biological process: apoptotic DNA fragmentation. The record is from RefSeq and is a predicted model, not a curated record.
UCAACUUACAGCAGGCACAUCAAAUAAUUACAGGUUGCAAUAUUUAGCUUUUUUCACAGUGAUAGUUUGAGCAACAAGGAAGCGGUUGAAGCACGACAAAGAGGCGUGGGUGUUAGUUUCCUUUUGAUACUGACAUAUGACACAGCAGCUUUGUCAAACAGGUUGGUAGUCCAGUUUAAAGGCAAGUGAAGAUGACAGCGCACGCAUUAAUCGGAUUCCUCCUCAGUGUCGGACUCUUGUUCAAAGCUUGUUAUUCAGAUGUGAAAUGCAAGAACGACAAAGGAGAGGAUGUCGACUGGUAUAUUGUAUACAAGCUGCCCAAAAAGAUGGAUGGUGGGUUGUCGUAUUUGUACAUGGAUGAGAGCACUGGUGGGUGGAAACUCAGCAAGGAGAAAAUCAGCAGUGAAAAUGGCUUUCUAGCAAACACACUGAAACCUCUUCUCGAUUUCUAUGUCAGAAAGAGUGAAAGGUUUGGAUACAUCCUCUACAAUGACCAACCUCCACCUCCAUACUCUACUGUUUCUUCAUCAUUUGGUCACAGUAAAGGGGUUGUGAUGUUGGAUCGCAACUUUGGACUUUGGCUUUCACACAGCACACCCAAAUUUCCAACAUAUCGCAGUAGAGAUAUCUGGCCAAGCAGUGGGAAUGAAAACGCCCAAACAUUUCUUUGUGUUACAUUUCCCUACCAGCAGUUUAAAGAAAUAGGACUGCAGCUACAAUACAUCCAUGCCUAUUCAUUUGACUCUGAAAUCCCAAAAACUUUUCAUAAGGAGCUGCAGUGUGUUGCACAGAGAAGCUGCUACCCAAAAAGAGAGCCCUGGUUCCGUAUAACGAGGCUGAACUCUGCAGCAGGGCGCAGUUUCACCAGCUUUGCAAAAUACACGCGCUUUAAAGAUGACCUUUACUCUGGACUUAUAGUAGACCACGUGUCUCAGGAUCUCUUUGUAAAGAGCUGGGGGAAUAUGAAACGCCCUCUUCCCUCCAACUGCAGCUCAGGGCUCGCUCAUCGUGUCUACAAUGUAAAGAAAGUGCGGCUGGAGAGGAGGAGUCCCUUCAGUGACACUGUGGAUCACUCUAAGUGGUGCGUGACCUCAGACGGUGGCAUGGCCUGCAUCGCUGAUAUGAACAGGGAGGUCAGUCAGAUGAGCAGAGGAGGAGGAGCAAUCUGCACUGAAGAUGCAGGAGUGGGACAAGCUUUCAGAAAAAGUAUCUCAGAAUAUGAACAAUGUAAGAGGUCUCAUUCUGACGUUCAUAAAAGAGAACUCUAAAGCCGACAAAAGCGCUAAAAUGAACCAUGUGGGUGACACCUGAGAAUUUUCAUGGCAUGUUUGGAGUAUAUUGUUUUUGGUCCUCCUGCUAAUCUUUUGUAAAAAUUUGCUCUCCAGCUUUGUGUAUGUUGUCUAAAAUGUGUCAAACGGAGAAACAAACACACACGGUGUUGCAUACAUAUCUGUGAAAUUACUUAGAUUUUAACUAUUGUAUGGAGGGUUUUUUUGUGUUUCUAUAUGUGGUGUCAAAAUAUGGGACGGAAUAAAUGGGAGCCUGAAGUACUGUUCAAGUUUAAAACACAGAAGAAAGAUGUGAAUUUUAUGAGAUGUAAGUUGGAGGAUUAUUGGCAAGGUAAUCAUACAUGUUCACCAAGAAUGGUGUAUUAAUAUAUUUACAUGGAUAAUAAGGGGAUUUAUGUUUUCAUAGCACAAGCAAUAUAACAAGCAAUAAGAUACUUGCAUGAUAUAUUGCACAGACAAGGCCAAAACUGGAACUGAGAGAGAGG